AUGUCUGGACGAGGAAAAGGUGGAAAGUCGAAGGCUAAGGCGAAGUCCCGAUCAACAAGGGCAGGAUUGCAGUUCCCAGUCGGUAGAAUUCAUCGUCUGUUGAGGAAAGGCAACUACGCCGAAAGAGUUGGUGCUGGGGCUCCCGUCUACUUGGCUGCCGUCUUAGAAUAUCUGGCCGCUGAAGUGUUGGAAUUGGCAGGAAACGCUGCUAGAGACAACAAGAAAAGCAGAAUCAUCCCCCGCCAUCUGCAGCUGGCCAUCCGUAAUGACGAGGAGUUGAACAAACUUCUGUCUGGUGUAACAAUCGCCCAGGGUGGAGUUUUGCCAAACAUUCAGGCCGUCCUCCUGCCAAAGAAAUCUGGAAGCGCCAAGGGAAAGUCCAGCCAAAGUCAAGAAUACUAGACUGAUAAGUCAAAGUUUUAACUCAACGGCCCUUUUAAGGGCCACCAAUUCUUUCGAAAAGAU
This is a messenger RNA of Saccostrea echinata, 465 nucleotides long. RefSeq names its product histone H2A-like. Gene Ontology annotation, molecular function: structural constituent of chromatin; protein heterodimerization activity; DNA binding. Gene Ontology annotation, cellular component: nucleosome. The record is from RefSeq and is a predicted model, not a curated record. The coding region runs from base 1 to 402 and encodes 133 amino acids. NCBI's taxonomy places the organism in Eukaryota, Metazoa, Mollusca, Bivalvia, Ostreida, Ostreidae. The transcript has a single exon.